UGUUGGAUAAAUAAAAUACGUAAAAAUGUUUACCUUGUCGAAACGACUCAACAAGACGUAUGUAGUACUAGUACAUACAUACAUGCAACUGUUGCUUUUAGUGAACAUUUAGUUUUCAGUAGCAAGUGUUUUUUUGUUAAAUUAUUUUUAAUAGGCAGACAUGUCUUUGUGAUGCACUAAAUAAAAGUUUUGUUGAAAAGAUUUCGUUAAGUAAAUCCUACAUAGUAAAACCACAGCAUCAUAGAGUGAGGGAGAUAGAGAUAAAGUUUUCCUCAACCCAAAUCUUCAACCAAAUUUAAGAAGUGUAGACGGAACGACUUUGUAAUCGUUAUCGUUUAAUUGAGAUGUUCAAAUAGACAAAUUAUACUGUCGCUUUGAGGGCGGCGUAGUAUCUGCCGUGUCGUUAAACCGUAACGAAAUCAGUGUACAAUAAUUGCAGCACUCUGCAACAUUAUUAAAAAUCAUGGAGAUUUAUUCAUCUGAAUUAUUGUGGUUAGUCAUAACUGGAUUUUUCGUUUCGUUCAUUCUUGCUUUUGGAGUUGGUGCGAAUGAUGUAUCUAAUGCAUUCGGAACAUCGGUCGGCUCCGGCGUCCUGACAUUUCGGCAAGCUUGCAUCCUAGCUACCAUUUUUGAGACUUCUGGUGCAGUCUUGUUAGGCUACAAAGUAUCUGACACGAUUCGGAAAGGAAUCAUUGAUGUGAAAGACUAUGAGGGAAGUGAAACUGAGCUGGCACUGGGAAUGUUGUCGGCAUUGGUUGGAAGUGCACUAUGGAUUCUUCUUGCCACCUAUUUUAAACUUCCUGUUUCAACUACACAUUCCAUCGUUGGCUCGACGGUCGGAUUCUCGUUAGUUGCCCGUGGUGCUGUUGGACUCAAUUACAAAGUCUUGGGUACUAUUGCUGCCUCCUGGUUCGUUUCUCCCAUAACUAGUGGAUUCACUUGCGUUGUAAUUCUCACAAUAAUUCGCAAGUGUAUAAUGGAAGCGAGAAAUCCAAUCAGCGCUGGACUAAUUUCCUUGCCCAUCAUUUACGCAUUAACAGUUUUCUUGAAUGUGUUGACCGUUACUCUAAAUGGAUCCAAACUUCUCGGCAUGGAAAAUCUGGUAUUGUGGCAAGUUUUCGCAAUCAGUAUCGGUGCUAUGAUAGUCGUUGCUAUCGUAUGUCAGCUGUUUGUGGUGCCAUGGCAACGGAAGAAAAUCUUAAACAAAGACGACACAGCUGAACCGAAUUUAUUCAGAAAUUCAAUCAGACAAAGUGUUGACUCGAUAGUAACAGUGGCGACUUCCACUGUUUCUAUCAACGCUCCCGUUCUGCAAAAUCCAAAGAUUGAGAGCGACGCAAAAGUUAACAGACUAUUCCAUUUCCUGCAGAUACUCUCUGCGAUAUUCACCAGUUUCGCGCAUGGCGGAAGUGAUGUUAGCAAUGCAAUCGGUCCAUUGAUCGCCAUAUGGAUGAUUUACAAGGAUGGAUCUGUUCUACAAAAGGCUGAAUCACCAAUUUUACUUUUGCUCUAUGGUGCCGUUGGAAUGUGCGUCGGAUUGUGGGUAUUAGGGAAACGUGUUAACGACACAGUCGGACAUAAACUUACAAAAAUUCGUCCAACUACAGGAUUUUCAGUGGAAAUUAGUGCAGCAAUGACCGUACUGUUGGCCAGUAAACUGGGUAUUCCCAUUUCAAGUACACAUUGUAUUGUUGGUGGUAUUGUUGCAUCUGGUUGGAUCUAUGGUCGAGUCGAAGGGAACGUAGAGCAAACAGUGGACUGGUCACUAUUUCGGUCGAUUAUUUAUGCUUGGGUGAUAACAGUGCCGGCAGCUGGUUCAUGUAGCGCUCUCUUAAUGUUAAUUUUUAAAUAUUCGUUAAUUUCCUGACGAGAGGUAAAGAGAACGUUCGCGCAUUUCAUCUUAAGCCUUUAAUUUAUUGUAAAAAUUAACAUUUAGCGAUAUCAAACGAAGUGCCUGUCUCGUCUGUAUGAGCAUAUUGUUAUCAAUAAAAACGAAAUUCAAUUUC
Molecule: messenger RNA, 2006 nt
Organism: Bradysia coprophila
Lineage: Eukaryota; Metazoa; Arthropoda; Insecta; Diptera; Sciaridae
Product: sodium-dependent phosphate transporter 2-like
Biological process (GO): phosphate ion transmembrane transport
Cellular component (GO): membrane
Molecular function (GO): phosphate transmembrane transporter activity
Source: RefSeq, a predicted model, not a curated record